AUGUCAAAGCGGAAAAAAAGAUUGGUGGACCUCACGCCCGAGGAGAUCAACGAAAUUGUGGCAUUGAGGGGGAAGCUACCACAGGCGGUGGUGGGGAAACGGUUUGGGAUAGAGCAGACGGAUGUGAGCCAGAUUCAGAGACAGCAAAAAGGGAAGCUUAUGAGAGCUGAUGACAAACCGAGAGCUCGGGACGUGGAGGUGGUGCUGCCUAUUGUGUUCGGCAGCUGUGCCUUCUGGCUGGGGAAGAAGGCCGAUGAGAACGCCACACACAAGUGGACAGUGUAUGUGCGGGCAGCUGACAAUGGCGACCUUGGUAGUGUGGUGAAGAAGGUGGUGUUUCAGCUGCACCCGAGCUUCUCCAAUCCGACGCGCAUUGUGGAGCGGCCGCCCUUCAUGCUGUCGGAGAGUGGCUGGGGCGAGUUUGAGAUCGCCAUGACCAUUGUCUUCCACGCCGAUGCUUCUGAAAUGCCAGCUGAGCUCACCCAUCACCUUCGGCUGUACCCAGAAGGCAGCGCUCCGAACCAGCCUCUCAGCACCAAGCGGCCUGUUGUGGCUGAGCAAUACGAUGAGCUAGUGUUCUGCGAGCCACAGAUCGCGUUCUUCCAUCGCAUCCGCUCCAACCCCAUGGUACGGAUUCACGGCAGUGAGGAGGCCAUCACCGCCGCUGGCAACCACGCAGCGAUACCACAAGAUGGCUCCAGUUCGGCCCCUGCAGAUGCACGUAACUUGGAAUCAGAUUUGCGAGGAGAGAAUAGAGGGGACACUCUAGACCAUCCGUUGUCGCAGUGGUUUCUGCAGUUCUCAGACGAACAAGAGCUGACUGCCAUAGCUGCUGCAAGGAAGCAGGUUGCCACACUGACGGCCAAGUUAGAAGCUGAAUAUGCCUCUCUUGAAUCUGAGUGCGUGGAAUGGCAACCUCCGGCUCAGGACCCGCCUGGCUACGUCAAUCCCUUUGACGAAUCCGCUUCACGGGGAGGAUCUUCUGGCGCAGCGUUUCCGGCUGGAUUGUUCGACGAUGGUAACCGGGUGUUGAAGAUUAAGGAUGCGGAGUUUAUCAUGGCGCCGCUUCAUACGGCGUGCGAGACGCUCGCGGCGAAGGUGGUCGAGCCGACGCUGGAUUGCCUCCAGAAGAUGGUUGCGCAUCAGCAUUUGAGGGGAGAGAUGGACGUUGGAGGGACCACGCGUGAAAGCAAGCUGCUGACGCGGGUCAUGGAAUCCGUGUGCAAGUGCUACGAUAUAGCAGACGAAGCAGUGGAGCUACUAGUCCUGAAGACUAUGCUAUCUGCUGUCACAUCCACCUCCCUCCGCGUUCACGGCGAGUGCGUACUUAAGGCUGUCCGCACCUGCUACAACAUUUACCUCGGUAGUAAGGUCCCCGUUAAUCAAACCACAGCCAAGGCGUCCCUCACGCAGAUGCUCGUUAUAGUAUUUCGGAGGAUGGAAGCGGAUUCGUCGACAGUUCCGGUUCAGCCAAUCGUGGUCGCGGAUUUAAUGGAGCCCUCGGAUAGGCUAGCGUCGGACCAGAAUGUAACGCAGUUCGUUCAGUCGUUCAUUACCAAGGUAGUGCAGGAUAUCGAGGUCGCUUUUAACCCGGCGCAUACUCAAUCUCUCGACGAUGGCGCGUUUGAUCUCGCAGUAGCACCCAUCAACUCGGCAGCCACCGACGGAAGCCUAGUCGAAGAUAAGGAUAUGCUAGACGUUAAGUACUGGGACGUGAACAUGCUUGCAGGUUCAGUUACCGACCCAGCCAAGACUUUAGGCGGAGACGGGAAAGUAGUAACCGUGAAAGCCGGCGCGACUGCCGCUAUAGGGCUUCCGCCAGGCGCCGUGGCCACUGUUCCUGUUGGUUCUAGCGCAAAUGGCGCCGGAAAUCCCGUGGGAACCAUGGCGGGAGGCGGAGUGAUCAUUCCUGACGUGGAUCCGGAGAAGGAGGGCGAGGCGGAGGUGAAGAUAACGAACAAGCUGCGGCGCGAUGCGUUCCUGGUGUUCCGCGCGCUGUGCAAGCUGUCUAUGAAGGCUCCCCCGGCGGAGGGGGUGGUGGAUCCGUUCGCUGUGCGCGGCAAGGUGGUCUCGCUGGAGCUGCUGAAAAUCUGCCUUGAGAAUUCUGGCGCUGUCUUUCGCACCAACGAGAGGUUCGUGGGCGCAGUGAAGCAGUACCUGUGCCUGUCGCUGCUCAAGAACUGCACGUCUUCGCUCAUGUCCGUCUUCCAGCUCUCCUGCUCCAUCUUCUUCUCCCUCCUCACGCGCUUCCGCUCCGUCCUCAAGGCCGAAAUCGGCGUCUUCUUCCCCAUGAUCGUGCUGCGCGUGCUGGAAAACGUUGCCCACGCCAAUUUCCAGCAGAAGAUGAUCGUGCUGAGGUUCCUGGAGAGGCUCUGCGUGGAUCCGCAGAUUCUGGUGGAUAUCUUUGCCAACUAUGACUGCGACGUGGAGUCCACUGUCAGCAUCUUCGAACGGAUGGUGAGCGGGCUGCUCAAGACAGCACAGGGAGUUCCGCCCGGCGCGGACUCAACGCUGAACGCGGCCCAGGACCAGCAGCUGCGCCUGGCCGCCAUCAAGUGCAUGGUGGGGGUGCUGCGCUCCAUGGGCUCCUGGACCAACCGCCAGCUCUGCGUCACCGCAGGCCCCAAGGUCGCCGCGGAAAUCGGCGCUGCUGCUGCAGCGGCAGCCGCGUCGGCAGCGGCAACAGCAGCAGCGGCUGCGGCGGCGGCGGCAGGGGAAGGGGCGGCUCCUGUGGCUGUUCCGGAUCUUCUGUCAGGGGAUCUGCUGCCGGAUUUUGUGAAUCCCAGGACUGGGGUGUUGCCUGUUGCGAAGUCAGAGGAGGCUUUGGAGGAGGAGGCGCUUGGGGGGAUGCCUGCGGCUGGGGUGAGCAGUGGAAAUGAGAUUUCAGAGGCUUCAAUUCUGGAGCAGAGGCGGGCUUAUAAGCUGGAGCUGCAGGAGGGGAUAAACCUGUUCAACAAGAAGCCAAAAAAGGGGAUAGAUUUUCUGAUCAAGGCGAAGAAACUGGGCGAGGGUGCGGAGGAGAUAGUUGCGUUUCUGCGCAAAACAGAGGGGCUGGAUAAGACCAUGAUUGGAGAUUUCCUAGGGGACAGGGACGACAUGAGCAUCAAGAUCAUGCAUGCCUACAUGGACUCAUACAACCUCUCUGGAAUGGACUUUGACGAGGCCAUUCGAGCAGUGCUGCUGGGGUUCAGGCUGCCAGGCGAGGCGCAGAAGAUUGAUCGCAUCAUGGAGAAGUUUGCUGAGCGCUACUGCCGCUGCAACCCCAAGGCGUUCACCAGCGCCGAUACUGCCUACGUGCUCGCUUACUCUGUGAUUAUGCUCAACACGGAUGCGCAUAACCCUGGCGUCAAGACCAAGAUGAGUAAAGCCGACUUCCUGAAGAACAACCGUGGAAUCGACGACGGGAAGGACAUACCAGAGGAGUUUCUGGGCGGGCUGUACGACCGCAUCACACGGAACGAGAUCAAGAUGAAGCCGGAGAUCCUGGGGCCCGGAGGAGUGGUGUCCAAGGCUGCAGUGAGCAGUGCGGCGGGCAACGCGCUGCUGGGGCUGGAGAGCAUUCUGAACCUCAUGUCGGGACGCACGAGGGCCACCACGGAGCUGGAGACAAGUGAUGAGGUGGUGAAGCACAUGCAGGAGCAGUUCCGUGCCAAGGCGGGCAAGUCAGGGUCGGUGUUUUACGCCGCCUCAGACGUGCAGAUCAUCCGCCCCAUGGUUGACGUGGUGUGGGCGCCCAUGCUAGCCGCGUUCUCCGUGCCCCUGGAGACCACGGAGGAGGAUGCUGUCACGGAGCAGUGCCUGGAGGGGUUCCGAUACGCCGUGCACGUCACUGCUGUGAUCGGCAUGCACAUGCAACGCGAUGCGUUUGUGACGUCGCUGGCCAAGUUCACGUCGCUGCACUCCGCAGCAGACAUCAAGCAGAAGAACGUGGACGCCAUCAAGUCUCUCCUGCUGGUAGCAGAGGACGAUGGCAACUACCUGCAGGACGCGUGGGAGCACGUGCUCACGUGCGUGUCGCGCUACGAGCACCUCCACCUCAUCGGCGAGGGCGCCCCCACCGACUCCCACUUCUUCUCCGCCGCGCCGCAGCUCCCCACUCUCUCAAACACCACCCUCCCCCAACCUUCGCCCUCUCAUCCCUUCCACUGUCGUCCCUCCCCUUUCUGCACUCCCACCCACACUCAUUCCCCUCCAUACAGAGCCUGCUGCUGCACCUCCACCUCAUCGGCGAGGGCGCCCCCACCGACUCCCACUUCUUCUCUGCCGAGCUGCAGCUCCCCACUCUCUCAAACACCACCCUCCCCCAACCUUCGCCCUCUCAUCCCUUCCACUUCGUCCCUCCCCUUUCUGCACUCCUUCCCAACCCCCCACCCACACUCAUUCCCCUCCAUACAGAGCCUGCUGCUAGUAGCGGAGGACGAUGGCAACUACCUGCAGGACGCGUGGGAGCACGUGCUCACGUGCGUGUCGCGCUACGAGCACCUCCACCUCAUCGGCGAGGGCGCCCCCACCGACUCCCACUUCUUCUCCGCCGCGCCGCAGCUCCCCCCGCUCACCCAGCAGCAGCGCCCGCAGCCGCUGGAUCCCCAGGGGAAGAGGGGCGGAGGGAGGGGGGUGGCAGCGUCGGUGUAUGGGGGCGGGGAGGGGCGUGGGGUGGUUGGGGGGGGGCAGAGGGAUGCUGGGACGCCGCGGGGGAGUGCGGGGGACGCUGGGACGCCGCGGGGGCAGGCAAAGAGGUUUGGCGAGGGAGGCGAGGCUCCUGCCUGGAAGAAUGUAACUGGGAAGCUGCACCAGGUGGAGAAGCUAGUGAGGCGAGGGUCAUACGACCCACAGGGGAUGAUCGCCGGAGGACCCACAGGGGUGGGCGUGGGCGUGUCCCUCUCGCACCUCUCCCCCGACCAGGUGCAGCUGCUGGUGGCUAACCUGGGUCUGCUGGAGCAGGUGGGAUCGGACGAGGUAUCGCGACUCUUCUCCCGCAGCGAGCGCCUCAACGGGCAGGCGAUCGUGGAGUUCGUGAAAGCCCUCUGCAAGGUUUCUCUGGAGGAGCUGCGCUCGCCCACGGAGCCCAGAGUCUUCUCUCUGACCAAGAUCGUCGAGAUUGCCCACUUCAACAUGAGCCGCAUUCGGCUCGUCUGGUCGCGAAUCUGGGCUGUGCUGGCAGACUACUUCGUGACGGUGGGAUGCAUGCCCAACCUCUCAGUGGCCAUGUAUGCCAUUGACAGCCUGCGCCAGCUGGCCAUGAAGUUCCUGGAGCGCGAGGAGCUGAGCAACUACAACUUCCAGAACGAGUUCCUCAAGCCGUUUGUGGUUGUGAUGAGGCGCACUGCGAGCGUGGAGAUCCGGGAGCUGAUUAUUCGCUGCGUGUCGCAGAUGGUGUUUGCGCGCGUGGGGAACGUCAAGUCCGGCUGGAAAAUCAUGUUCAUGGUGUUCACCACAGCAGCCACGGACGACAACAAGAACAUCGUCCUUCUCGCCUUCGAGACAAUUGAGAAGGUCGUGCGGGAGUACUUCCCCUACAUCACCGAAACCGAGACCACCACCUUCACCGACUGCGUCAACUGCCUCAUUGCGUUCACCAACUCGCGCUUCAAUAAAGACGUCUCCCUUAACGCCAUAGCCUUCCUGCGAUUCUGCGCACUGAAACUCGCCGAGGGGGAUCUGGGGGCGAGUGCACUGGAGAGGGAGAAGGGGCUGAGUCCCUCUCAGGUGUCACACCUGCCGGGGCACCCGGAUGGGGAGGAGUUUACCGACAAAGAUGAUCACCUCUACUUCUGGUUCCCGCUACUUGCUGGUCUGUCCGAGCUGACCUUUGACCCGCGGCCAGACAUCCGCAAGAGUGCCUUAGAGGUCCUCUUCGACACCCUCCGCUUCCACGGCCACAUGUUCUCCGCCGCCCUCUGGGAGCGCGUCUUCGAGUCCGUCCUCUUCCCCAUCUUUGAUUAUGUUCGCCGGGCCUCCGAACCCCAGCACGGCGAGCCCGGUGGGAUGAUGCUCGGAGCCAAGAGAGGAGGCAGGGGAGGAGGAGGAGGGGAAGGAGGAGGAGGAGGUAAAGGAGGGAAGGGAGAGGCGGGAGGGGUGCUUGGAGGAGGGAGAGGGGGAGAGGGAGCAGGAGGAGGAGUGGACGUGCCGAUUCACAAGCACUCGCAUCACAAGGGCGCGCCGCUCUCCCGCCACCCGUCCACGUCAGAAGACGAGCGGCUCCGGGCGGCGAGAAGCGGCAGUCCCGAUCCGGCAUCCGAACUCGAGAUGGAUGCAUGGCUGUAUGAAACCUGCACUUUAGCGCUUCAGCUCGUAGUGGAUCUCUUUGUGAAGUUUUACAGUAAAGUGAGCCCGCUUCUAGGGAAGAUUCUCGCGCUCCUGACGUCAUUUAUUCGCCGGCCGCACCAGAGCCUAGCAGCGAUUGGCGUGGCGGCGUUUGUGAGGCUCAUGAGCAACGCUGGAGGUCUGUUUUCCGAGGAGAAGUGGGAUGAGGUGCUGACAGCACUUAAGGAAACAACAGGGACGACCCUUCCUGACCUGGCUGGGGUGGCAAUGACGGAGAUAUUCAGCAUGCACGGAGCGGCCCUCUCCGCCCCGCACACCCUCAUCCUCCUCGACUCGCUCCACCGAGUCGGCACGCACGCCCACGCCAUCAACUCAGACCGCCUGCUGCGCUCGCGCCUGCAAGCCCUCCACCUGGCGACGCAGAUGCCCGAUCCGCCGCUGCUGAGGCUAGAGAGUGAGGCCCUCCAUGCGUACCUCAGCUUGUUGCAGCGCCUGCCACGGGAGAAGGCGCAGCUGGCCAAGGAAGUGGAUGUGGAGCUCCGGCUGGUGAUUCUCUGUGAAGAGGUUCUCCGGGUGUAUGUGGGAACGUCUCAGGGCAAGCUCGCACUCAUGACUGAAGACCCAAGAGGUGCAGACGCCCCGCCCCUCCCUCCCAUACCUCUCGCCGUACCUCUCGGCUCGGCUCGGCGUCGGGAGCUGGUGGCUCGGGCGCCGCUGGUGGUGGCUACACUUCAGGCGGUUACUGCAUUGAAGGACGCAGCGUUUAAGAAGCACCUGGCGCGAUUCUUCCCGUUGCUGGCGGAUUUGUACGACGCGGGCGAGUUCAGAAGGUCCUGCAUCGCGGCCAAGUACGUGUUGCCGUCGGCAUUGGUGAGCGACGACGCGUCGCGAAAGACUCCCCUAGUGUAA
Molecule: messenger RNA, 7173 nt
Organism: Closterium sp. NIES-65
Lineage: Eukaryota; Viridiplantae; Streptophyta; Zygnematophyceae; Desmidiales; Closteriaceae
Source: the annotation of a GenBank genome assembly